Rhineura floridana is the source of this 2128-nucleotide messenger RNA. It is a transcript of the gene DMAP1, whose product is annotated as DNA methyltransferase 1 associated protein 1. Lineage: Eukaryota; Metazoa; Chordata; Lepidosauria; Squamata; Rhineuridae. Gene Ontology annotation, cellular component: nucleus; NuA4 histone acetyltransferase complex; Swr1 complex. The coding region runs from base 453 to 1844 and encodes 463 amino acids. Gene Ontology annotation, molecular function: transcription corepressor activity. The transcript is spliced from 13 exons. Gene Ontology annotation, biological process: chromatin remodeling; DNA repair; negative regulation of transcription by RNA polymerase II. The record is from RefSeq and is a predicted model, not a curated record.
GGAUACGGAACCAACAACUUCAAUCACAAAUGCUAGCCGUGCCACAAUUUGUGUUGCGCAGUCGGACCUAAGUGAGAAACUAUGCUCGGAGAAGCUGGGACCGGAAGUAGUCCUGGGAUGCCUGUAUUGACGCUGCACAGCCGGUCUCGGGUUAGUAGCGCGUCAAAGGAAAGUGAGUGGGUCGGGAUACUAUACUUGUGUAAAGAACUGUGAACAGCGGAAAGCAGUUGAGCUGCUUCAUCCGUUUCUGUGGAUAUCUUUACUAAGAGCCAUACUCAUUCAUAGGUGUACUUGAUGGCCCAAGUCUUGGCAGUUGAAGAAUAUACAUGAUUGAUUGUUUGUGCCUCAAGCAGCAUCUGGGCCUGGACACCAUUAUAUAUUGGACAGUGGAUGCAGAGCAGCUCUUUUGUUUCUGAAACUCUUGCUAAUCACCUUUGACACCAGGUGACAAAAUGGCCACAGGAGCAGAUGUGCGGGAUAUAUUGGAACUGGGGGGCACAGAGUCUGAGAACAUAGGAACUAUUAAUAAGAAAGAUAUCAUCAAUUCUGAUAAGAAAAAAUCCAAGAAGUCAUCAGAGACCCUCACAUUUAAGAGACCAGAAGGAAUGCACCGGGAGGUCUAUGCACUGCUCUACUCAGAUAAAAAAGAUGCACCUCCCCUUUUGCCAAGUGAUACAACGCAGGGCUACCGAACAGUUAAGGCAAAGCUGGGAUCUAAGAAAGUGCGACCUUGGAAGUGGAUGCCUUUCACCAAUCCUGCAAGGAAGGAUGGCGCCAUGUUCUACCACUGGAGGAGGGCAGCAGAAGAGGGCAAGGAUUACCCUUUUGCCAGAUUCAACAAAACAGUGCAAGUUCCUGUUUACUCAGAACAGGAAUAUCAGAUGUAUCUUCAUGAUGAUGCCUGGACCAAAGCUGAAACAGACCACCUCUUUGACUUAUCCCGAAGAUUUGAUCUCCGCUUUGUAGUCAUUCAUGACCGCUAUGAUCACCAGCAGUUCAAAAAGCGGUCAGUGGAAGAUCUAAAGGAGCGCUACUAUCACAUCUGUGCCAAGUUGGCCAACAUUCGUGCUACCCCAGGCACUGACUUGAAAAUCCCCAUCUUUGAUGCAGGCCAUGAGAGGCGCCGGAAAGAACAGUUAGAGAGGCUAUAUAAUCGGACGCCAGAGCAGGUGGCAGAAGAGGAAUAUCUAAUCCAGGAGUUGCGCAAAAUUGAAGCCAGGAAGAAAGAGAGGGAGAAGCGAACACAAGACUUGCAGAAACUCAUAACGGCUGCUGACACAACCACCGAACAAAGACGUGCAGAGCGCAAGGCACCCAAGAAGAAGCUGCCACAGAAGAAAGAAACUGAGAAACCUGCUGUCCCUGAGACUGCUGGCAUCAAGUUUCCGGACUUCAAGUCUGCAGGUGUCACGCUGCGGAGUCAGAGGAUGAAACUGCCGAGCUCCGUGGGACAGAAGAAGAUUAAAGCCUUGGAGCAGAUGCUGGUGGAACUCGGAGUAGAUCUGAACCCGAUGCCGACAGAAGAGAUUGUCCAGAUGUUCAAUGAGUUGCGCAGUGAUCUAGUGCUCCUAUAUGAACUCAAGCAAGCCUUUGCAAAUUGUGAAUAUGAGCUGCAGAUGUUGCGACACCGCUAUGAGGCCCUGGCCAAAGCAGGCAGCACAGGGCCCAGCACAGAUGGUGGCUCACAUGCUGAUGGACCGUCAGGCUUGUGCACUGAAGAGGGCAAGGGUGAUGCAAGGGAACAGAUCAUUGAUGUGGUGGGGGCCCCCCUCACACCAAAUUCGAGAAAGCGCAGGGAAUCUGCUUCCAGCUCAUCGUCUGUCAAAAAGGUGAAGAAGCCAUGAGCACCAUGAAGUCCUAGCUCCUGGAUGGUGGGGAACAGGACACUGACUGGAGGGGCACGAUGGCUGCAUUUUCCCUGUACAGUGACAAUGACCUUUAUGCUGUAGGGUUCCUACAGUCACAUUGCACUCUCCUGCUCCAGAAAGGGUGUUGCUGCCCCAGGUAAAGGGGUUGGACUUACUUGUAUAACAACUUCAUAUUGGUUGUUGCUGUGGUUAUUGUGUUGUUUUUCCUGUGUCUGAUUUUUGUAACCUUCUUUAUAAAUACAGAAUCCAUUAGCUCUUUU